ACCGUCAGAGUUGGACGACAGUAAGUCAGUGAUCCAUCUGCUGUGAGAGUGGCUGGACGCACAAAAAACAAGCUCACGUUGACACGUGAAAUCUGUUGACUAGGACGCUCGUGAAUCUCUUUCAGAAAUGUACCGACUGAUCUUGGUGGGACUUGCAGUGCUACUCUGUUCUUCACCCUUGACAAAUGGUGGGAAAGUCUUGGUGUUUCCCUUUGAUGGAAGCCACUGGCUUAACAUGAAAGUCCUCGUUGAGGAGCUUCACUCCAGAGGCCAUGAAAUCACAGUGAUGCGGCCAUCAGACAGCUGGUACAUCAAGCCAGAGUCCCAUUACUACAAGUCCAUCACUAUAAAUUCCUCUGCUGGUUUUGCUGAAGAACGCUUUGGGUCAUUUGCAAUCACAUUGAUGAACAUGCAGCGGGAAGGUGCUUCACUUUGGACUCGUUUAUCGCUAGAGUUUGAAGUAUUGAUACAGUUCUACCAGUUGCAUGAGCAGGUGAUUAAGAUGAUGCAGGAGAUAUUUGAGAAUAAAAAACUGAUGCAGAGCCUGCAUGAUGCCAAAUAUGACUUGGUUCUGACAGACCCCGUGAUUGGUGCAGGGGUCCUUCUGGGUCACCGUUUGGGUCUUCCACUUGUCUUAAAUGUGAGGUGGACUGUUCAUGGUGAGGGACAUCAUACAAUUGCUCCUUCUCCACUGGCAUAUGUCCCAAUUGCCAUGUCUCAGCUGACUGACAAGAUGACGUUUGUCCAGCGGGUCAAAAACGUACUUUGCUAUGUCUUCACACUGUUUCAAAUUUGGUAUGUCACAGACCCGAAUUACAAACCGUUUGUACAUCAUUACUUUGGAAACAAUGUACAUUACAUAGAGCUGUUUCAGGCGGCAGACAUCUGGCUGAUGAGGAAUGAUUUUACUUUUGAGUUUCCACGUCCCACAAUGCCAAACAUCAUCUACAUGUCAGGAUUUCAGUGCAAACCCUCCAAGCCACUGUCUAAAGAACUAGAGGACUUUGUCCAGAGCUCUGGUGAACAUGGGGUCAUCAUUAUGACAUUGGGAACCCUGGUAGCAAAACUUCCGGAGGACAUCACAGAGGACAUUGCAGCUGCUUUCGCCCAACUUCCUCAAAAGGUGAUCUGGAGGCACAAAGGCAAAAGACCAUCCACCCUCGGCAACAACACCUUACUCUUGGACUGGCUGCCUCAAAAUGACCUCCUGGGCCACCCCAAGACCAGAGUGUUUGUGGCCCACGGAGGCACCAAUGGAAUACAGGAGGCCAUCUACCACGGUGUCCCCCUGGUCGGCCUUCCCCUCAUGUUCGACCAGCAUGAAAACUUCUUCAGGAUGAAAGCAAGAGGUGUGGCCAAAAACCUGGACAUUGCAACUUUAAACAAAGAUAACUUCCUGGAGGCACUGAAGGAGGUACUCUAUGACCCAAGCUACAGAGAGAAGAUGAAAGCGCUGUCCAACCUGCAGAGAGACCAGCCCAUGAAACCACUGGACCGGGCCAUGUUCUGGAUUGAGUUUGUCAUGAGGCACAAAGGAGCAGCACAUCUAAGGACGGAGUCUUACAAGAUGUCAACGAUCCAGUUCUACUCAAUUGACGUGGUGGUGUUUCUCCUGGCAGGUAUUUUGCUAGUAUUUACUGUUUUUGUUUCUGCAGUAAAGUUUUAUUUGGGAAAAGUGUUUUCUAAAAACAAAGUCAAAAAAGAAUGAUCAAUGCGCAGCGGGAUACUGGAGUCACAUUCUCUGGAUCCUGAUUUAUUGUAAAAUAAUAACAAAAGAAUAACACUAAAAUUAAACAGUAAACUGUUGUUAGUAUACUGAGCAGGUUACAAGAUUCCUACACUAGUAAAUUGUAAAGAGGUCAUGUUUCUGUUCUGUUCGUAGGGGUAUGUAUUUAUUCUCAAACUACUGCAGUUAUUUGAAUGCAAUGAAAUAAGAUCUCUAUCACUAGGGCUGGGCCAUUAUUCAAUAUUACAUAUGACUUUAGUAAUAAUAUGAUGUUGUCAUGUAAUUGUUUUGCAGAGGCUGCAAUUACACCCUGGUCACGUGACACGCAAUAGUAAAACAGUCUGCAGAGGAAAUUUCUGCAAACCGUCACGUAUUGUGCAAAACGUGCCUUGCUAAUGUUGCUACCUCACGGGGUAACGCCACUAACCUGUAUCACCACUUAAAAAACACACAGCCAUGUACGAUAGUUGCAUGGCUAAAAAGACUAACACCAGAGUGCCAAGUACUGUCAAAUAAGCAAAAUACCACCCGACAGGGAUCACUGACCGCAUAACUCCAUAUGAACACACUUCAGUAACGGAACGUUGAAAUUACUCAAGCAGUAAGUUUAUCGCGAAAGAAAGGAUGCUCCUCAGUACUGUGACCAACCCUGGGCUAACGGCUUUGAUAAAUACACUGGAUAAGCGGUACAACAUGCCCUCUGCACAUAUUUUAGCCAGGUCGCCAUACCGAAGCUAACGUUACACAAAAAAUUUAAACAUAGAGUCGCAGCGGAGCUGAAAAAAUGAGUAUUUUCCGCUGCUACAACUGACGUGGUCAAGCCGUAAGAUCACUGCGGCUGGCACUGCCAUAAUCGUUGUGUACAUAUACAUAUUUAAAGACUGUCCAGUAAAGUUCACAGACAGUGUUUAAAAAGUGCUUUUCUGCAAUCUGCACUUUAGUAAGUGUGAUUUCUUACUGACUUUACUGGACACUUACUGACCAGGCUUAUUUGUCAGUGAUUUAUGUUGUCAUGGUAAUUAUUACAUGUCAUUGUAUUACAAGGCUGGACGUUCAAUAAAUCAGCCACUGUGAUUAAAGUAGUUUAUAAAUAAAUAAUGUCAAUCAUAUAAACUCAUGCAUCACCUAAUUUAAUCAAUAUAAUAACAGUAAAGGACAAUUUGUUUAAUCCAUCUAAUAUUGUGUUAGUAAUACAAUCAUUUUUUUGUCUUUGUUAAAUAAUACAGCAGAUAAUGAGCUUAAAAAAUUAUCGCAUUUUAAAUCGCAAUCACAAUAUAGGUGAAAAAAAUCACAAUUAGAUUAUUUUCCAAAAUUGUUCAGGCCAAAUUUCACGGUAUUGCGGUAUUGCAAUUACAGCUUCAAAAUGUAUAAUUUGAACACAAUGUUGUUUUUUAUUUUUAAACACACUGCACACUGGCAGGGAGAAGGAUUACUAAACUGCAGUUUCUCUCCUUGACCACUCAUUAUAAACAGCUCAUACCUAUAGGAACGGUGUGGCAGAAAAUGUUAGUGGUUUUGAAACCUUUACUUUUUCAAUGCCUUGAAAACAGUAACUGGCCCAUGGCUAGAACAGUCUUCCUGCUUAAAUUAAUCUUGCAACCUUACUGAUUUAUUUUAGAUUGCUACUGAAUAACUCAUUUUUCUAAACCUGCUUUGUAGUAAUAACUUGUCUUUUUUGUAUAUUUGAUGUGUUAUGGGAGAGGUAUAUUAUUUUGUAUUUGUAUACAUUUGUAUUUGUAUGUAUUUGUGAAGCACUUUGUAACCCUGUGAGCACAUCAUUGUUCUGAAGAAUUUGUUAUUAUAUUAUUAUAUAUUUUGACAUUUCUGUACUGCUGUAUCUUGUUAAUUAUCACGCGACAAAUAUGCACAACUGUGAUUAUUGAUUAACUAAAAUCAUUGAGUCAGUCAAGCUCUAUUUGACAAAGGUAGAAUCAAAACAUCCAAAACAUUUGGCUAUAAUCCAACCGCCUGUUCAGGUGAUUUGUGUGUUUGUGAGUAAGAAAGAUAUCUUAAAAAAUCUUUAGAUAAUUGACAAUAGAGUUUUAUGAAAAGUUACACCUUGAGUUAAGUUAUUAGUUUUA
This is a messenger RNA of Perca fluviatilis (European perch), 3807 nucleotides long. Its product is annotated as UDP-glucuronosyltransferase 2B31-like. The transcript is spliced from 2 exons. The record is from RefSeq and is a predicted model, not a curated record. Gene Ontology annotation, molecular function: UDP-glycosyltransferase activity. Bases 128 to 1708 code for a protein of 526 amino acids. Lineage: Eukaryota; Metazoa; Chordata; Actinopteri; Perciformes; Percidae.